Nannochloropsis gaditana CCMP526 is the source of this 2188-nucleotide messenger RNA. It is a transcript of the gene HTPG, whose product is annotated as molecular chaperone HtpG. The transcript has 2 exons. The record is from RefSeq and is a predicted model, not a curated record. Gene Ontology annotation, biological process: protein stabilization; cellular response to heat; protein folding. Gene Ontology annotation, molecular function: ATP hydrolysis activity; ATP binding; ATP-dependent protein folding chaperone. Bases 50 to 2188 code for a protein of 712 amino acids. Gene Ontology annotation, cellular component: plasma membrane; protein-containing complex; cytosol.
ACAGAACAGCCUACACAGAUUCUUUCGGAGUAAGCUAAGAGAAGCAACCAUGUCUGGCGAUGCCGAAACAUUUGCCUUCUCGGCGGAUAUCAAUCAAUUGCUAUCCCUGAUUAUCAACACCUUCUACUCCAACAAGGAAAUUUUCCUUCGCGAACUCAUCAGCAAUUCUUCGGAUGCCUUGGACAAGAUUCGUUACAUGUCUCUGACGGACAAAUCCGUGCUGGACUCGGAGCCUGAAUUAGAGAUCCGCCUGAUUCCCGACAAGGCGAAUGGGACCCUGACCAUUGAGGACACGGGGAUCGGGAUGACCAAAGCCGACCUGAUCAACAAUCUGGGGACCAUCGCCAAGUCCGGCACGAAGGCCUUCAUGGAGGCCCUGCAGGCAGGCGCCGAUAUCAGCAUGAUCGGGCAGUUCGGCGUGGGUUUCUACUCGUCGUAUCUGGUUGCGGACAAGGUGGUGGUGACGAGCAAGAACAAUGACGACGAGCAAUACACCUGGGUGUCCGAGGCUGGAGGUUCCUUCACUGUCACCCCCGACACCUCCGGGAAGCCGUUGGGGAGGGGAACCCGCAUUGUCCUGCACCUGAAGGAGGACAUGAAGGAAUAUCUGGAGGAACGCCGCAUCAAGGACCUGGUCAAGAAGCACAGCGAAUUCAUCGGUUUCCCCAUCAAGCUGUACGUGGAGAAGACUACGGAGAAGGAGGUGACGGACGACGAGGCAGAGGAGGAGGAGGAGGAGAAGGAAGGGGAAGAGAAGCCCAAGGUGGAGGAGAUGGAUAUGGAGGACGAGAAGGAGAAGAAAGAGAAGAAGACGAAGAAGAUCAAGGAAGUGACGCACGAGUGGGUCCACUUGAACCAGCAGAAGCCGAUCUGGAUGCGGAACCCGGAGGAGAUCACACAGGAGGAGUACGCGGCUUUCUACAAGUCCUUGACCAAUGACUGGGAGGAGCACGCGGCGGUGAAACACUUCUCGGUGGAAGGGCAGCUGGAGUUCAAGGCGGUCCUUUUCGUUCCCAAGCGUGCGCCCUUCGACAUGUUCGAGGGAGGGUCCAAGCGCAAAUGCAACAACAUCAAGUUGUACGUCCGGCGGGUCUUCAUCAUGGACAACUGCGAGGAAUUGAUGCCGGAAUACCUCCAAUUUGUCAAGGGCGUGGUCGACUCGGAGGAUCUGCCUCUCAACAUUUCCCGCGAGACGCUCCAGCAAAACAAGAUUUUGAAGGUGAUCCGCAAGAACCUGGUGAAGAAGUCGAUCGAACUCUUCAACGAGCUGGCGGAAGACACGGAGAAGUACAAGAAAUUCUACGAAGCCUUCGCCAAGAACAUCAAACUGGGCGUGCACGAGGACUCCACGAACAGGGCCAAGCUGGCCAAGCUUUUGCGGUACUACUCGACCAAGUCGGGGGAGGAAAUGACGGGCUUUGACGACUAUCUGGCGCGCAUGCCUGAGAAGCAGCCGGGGAUCUACUAUGUGACAGGCGAGAGCAAGCGCGCGGUCGAGAACUCCCCUUUCCUGGAGAGGCUGAAGAAGAAGGGGUACGAGGUCCUGUUCAUGAUCGACCCCAUCGACGAGUACGCGGUGCAGCAGCUCAAGGAGUACGAAGGGAAGAAACUGAUUUGCGUGACCAAGGAAGGGCUCAAGAUCGACGAGGACGACGAGGAGGAGGCCAAGGCCUUCGAGGAGCUCAAGGCGAAGACGGAGGGUCUGUGCAAGCUCAUGAAGGAGGUCCUGGACGAGAAGGUUGAUAAGGUUGUGGUGUCGCCCCGACUGGCGGACUCCCCCUGCGUCCUAGUCACGGGGGAGUACGGAUGGUCGGCCAACAUGGAGCGGAUCAUGAAGGCACAGGCCUUGCGUGACUCCUCCACCUCGGCGUACAUGACGAGCAAGAAGACGAUGGAGAUCAAUCCUAAACAUCCCAUCGUCAAGGCCUUGCGCGAAAAGGCGGAGGCGAACCAAACAGACAAGACCCUCAAGGACUUGACCUGGCUGCUGUACGACACGUCGCUCUUGACCUCGGGCUUCUCGUUGGACGACCCCAACACGUUCGCCUCCCGCAUCCAUCGGCUGAUCAAGCUGGGCUUGUCCAUUGACGAGGAGGUGGAGGAGGAGGGUGCCGGAGGCAAGGACGACGAGUUGCCCCCCCUGGAAGAGGGAGGUGAGGGAGAGAGCGCGAUGGAGACGGUCGAUUAA